Labrus mixtus (cuckoo wrasse) is the source of this 11196-nucleotide messenger RNA. RefSeq names its product spectrin, beta, non-erythrocytic 2 (gene sptbn2). NCBI's taxonomy places the organism in Eukaryota, Metazoa, Chordata, Actinopteri, Labriformes, Labridae. The record is from RefSeq and is a predicted model, not a curated record. Gene Ontology annotation, biological process: actin cytoskeleton organization. The transcript is spliced from 40 exons. Gene Ontology annotation, cellular component: spectrin; cortical actin cytoskeleton; cell junction. The coding region runs from base 485 to 7627 and encodes 2380 amino acids. Gene Ontology annotation, molecular function: structural constituent of cytoskeleton; phospholipid binding; actin filament binding.
GCGGGGAGAAAGAAGAAGAAGAAGCUGCUGCGGAUAUCCGUCUUGUAUACCUGCCUUCUAGAAAAAAAAAAAAGGGACUCCUCUCGUCGCCUGUUUUUCUUCUUCUUCUUCUUCUGACCCGCUGAACGUUUUUGAAUGAAAGCUAAGAUAACCGGUUCGGUUUCGUAACACGCUGCACCGGUAGCAGCGCGGAGGAAAAAUACAUGUUUUUUUUUUUUUUUUUUUUUCCGAGGAUGCGGAUUUGACGGAAAGACGAUAUGAGAGUCACCUGGGAUUUUGUUUUUAAUGGUUAAAAAUUUUUGAAUUAGCGCGUCGUUAGCAACGGAAGAUACCUUUUCAUGUCUGGUGAAAUACUGUCGUUAUAGUAACAAGAACGGCCUUUGAUGUCUGGUGAAAUACUGUCGUUAUAGUAACAAGAACGACACCUUCCUGCUGCAGGAGACAAAAUAAAGGGUUGAAUGUGUUUUCCUCCAGCCUUGACACCAUGAGCACCAUCUCACCGACAGACUUUGACAACUUGGAGAUCCAGCAGCAGUACAAUGACAUCAACAACCGCUGGGACCUGGCAGCAGAGACUGACUGGGAUAAUGAGAACAGUUCAGCACGCCUCUUUGAGCGCUCACGCAUCAAAGCUCUAGCAGAUGAGCGUGAAGCAGUGCAGAAGAAGACCUUCACCAAAUGGGUGAACUCUCACCUGGGCCGAGUCACCAGUCGCAUCGGUGACUUGUACACUGACCUACGAGAUGGCCGUAUGCUUAUCCGCCUUCUGGAAGUGCUCUCGGGAGAACAGCUGCCAAAGCCCACAAAGGGUCGCAUGCGUAUCCACUGCCUGGAGAAUGUCGAUAAAGCCCUGCAGUUUCUGAAAGAGCAAAAAGUCCAUCUAGAAAACAUGGGCUCACAUGACAUUGUGGAUGGGAAUCACCGUCUCACCCUGGGUCUCAUCUGGACCAUCAUCCUACGCUUCCAGAUCCAGGACAUCAGUGUGGAGACAGAAGACAACAAGGAGAAAAAAUCAGCGAAAGAUGCCCUCCUGCUUUGGUGCCAAAUGAAAACUGCUGGAUACCCCAAUGUCAACAUCCACAACUUCACCACCAGCUGGAGAGAUGGUCUCGCGUUCAGUGCCAUCGUGCACAAACACAGACCCGACGUGAUUGAGUUCGACAACCUGAAGAGAUCCAACGCUCACUACAAUCUCCAGAAUGCUUUCAAUGUGGCCGAGAAGGAUCUGGGGCUAACCAAGCUGCUGGACCCAGAAGAUGUUAAUGUUGAUCAGCCUGAUGAAAAAUCCAUCAUCACCUAUGUGGCGACCUACUACCAUUACUUCUCCAAAAUGAAAGCCCUGGCAGUGGAGGGCAAACGCAUUGGCAAGGUGCUGGACUAUGCUAUCGAAGCAGACCAGCUGAUAGACAAGUAUGAGACCCUUGCUUCGGAGCUGCUGCAGUGGAUUGAGCAGACCAUUGGCACGCUCAACGACCGGCAGCUAGCUAACUCGCUGAAUGGUGUGCAGAACCAGCUGCAGGCUUUCAACUCCUACAGGACUGUUGAGAAACCUCCCAAAUUUACAGAGAAAGGAAACUUGGAGGUCCUCCUCUUUACCAUCCAGAGCAAGAUGAGAGCAAACAAUCAGAAGGUCUACAUGCCAAGAGAGGGCAAACUCAUCUCUGACAUCAAUAAGGCAUGGGAGCGACUGGAAAAGGCAGAGCAUGAACGAGAGCUGGCGCUGAGAAACGAGUUGAUUCGUCAGGAGAAGCUGGAGAUGCUUGCCGCACGUUUUGAUCGCAAGGCUGCUAUGAGAGAGACGUGGCUGAGUGAGAACCAGAGGCUGGUGUCUCAGGACAACUUUGGGACUGACUUAGGAGCAGUUGAAGCUGCCACCCGUAAACAUGAAGCCAUUGAAACAGACAUUGGGGCAUAUUGGGAGCGUGUGGCUGCUGUGGAGGCUGUUGCCAUAGAGCUGGAAGCAGAGGCCUACCAUGAUGUACGACGAGUGACUGUGCGAAGGGACAACGUGCUUCGACUCUGGGAAUACCUCAAAGAGCUUCUGACUGCACGCAGAGAGCGUCUGAAUGCCCAUCGAGACCUUCAGAGACUGUUUCAGGAGAUGCGCUACAUCAUGGACUGGAUGGCAGACAUGAAGAGUCGUCUGCAGUCUCCAGACAGUGGCAAGCAUUUGCACGACGUGUUGGAUCUACUGCAGAAACACACUCUGGUGGAGGCUGACAUUUCAGCACAGGCAGAGAGGAUCAAGGGAGUUCAGGCAGCUGCACAGCGCUUCACUUCCCACGAACAGGCGUACAAACCUUGCGAACCAGGACUAGUCAGUGAAAAGGUCGACCUGCUCGGCGAUGCCUAUGAGGAGCUCGGUCAGCUAGCUGGGAAGCGCAGAGAGCGUCUGGAGGACUCGCGUCGCCUCUGGCAGUUCAUGUGGGAUGUCGGGGAGGAGGCUGCGUGGAUUAGAGAGCAGGAGCAGAUCCUGGCCAGUGGAGACUGUGGCCGAGAUCUCACCUCUGCCCUUCAUCUGCUCAGCAAGCAUGAAGCUUUCAGAGAUGAGAUGGCUGCUCGCUAUGGCCCCCUGAGUAACAGCAUCGCUGCUGGAGAGGCUUUGGUGAGCGAGGGACACUUUGGAGCCCCGGAGGUCAAUGAGAGGAUUCAAGACAUCCGUGCACAGUGGGCAAAUCUGGAGGAGACAACUAAGCUCAGAGAGCAAAAUCUUAAGGAAGCAGUCGCCCUGCAUCAAUUCCAGACAGAUGCCAAUGAUAUGGAGGCAUGGAUCAUGGAGACUCUUCGGCAGGUGUCCAGUCCGGAGGUUGGCCACGAUGAGUUCUCCACCCAAACUCUCGCUCGCAAGCAGAGGGAGAUAGAGGAGGAGAUCCAGAGCCACCAUCCCGGUAUUGACUCCCUGCACGAACAGGCCGAAGCACUGCCACAGGCCUAUGUACACUACCCUGAGGUGGAGGGCCGCCUACCUGCUAUUGAGCAGCGCUACGAAGAGCUGGAGUCUCUGUCUGCAGCUCGCCGCCAGGCUUUGGAAGGGGCCCUGGCCCUCUACCGCAUGUUCAGUGAAGCUGGUGCCUGCCAGCUGUGGGUGGAGGAGAAGGAGCAGUGGUUAGAUGGCAUGGAGAUCCCUACCAAACUGGAGGAUCUGGAGGUGGUGCAGCAGAGGUUUGAAACACUGGAACCUGAGAUGAACAACCUGGGCACACGUGUCACCGAUGUGAACCAGGCGGCCCAGCAGCUGCUGAGUUCAGACAACUGUAACAAAGAGCAAAUCCACCAGACACGAGACCAACUGAAUAACAGGUGGAUGGAGUUUGAAAAAAUGGCUGGUCAAAAGAAACAAGGCCUUGAGUCGGCUCUUAACAUCCAGAAUUAUCACUUGGAGUGUAAUGAGAUCCAGUCUUGGAUGAAGGAAAAGACCAAGGUGAUCGAGUCCACUCAGGGCCUGGGGAAUGACCUUGCUGGAGUAAUGGCUCUGCAACGCAAACUCACUGGCAUGGAGAGAGACCUGGAGGCCAUUCAGGGCAAAUUGGAUGAUCUGAACAACGAGGCAGAGAAGCUGGCCGAGGAACAUCCAGAACAGGCUGCAGAGAUUCAAGGACGCCUGGCAGAGAUUCAAGAGGUGUGGGAGGAGUUGAACGCCACCAUGAAGCGGCGUGAGGAGUCACUCGGCGAGGCAAGCAAGCUGCAGGGCUUCCUAAGGGAUCUGGAUGACUUCCAGUCGUGGCUGUCCCGCACCCAGACAGCGGUGGCCUCAGAAGACAUCCCCACCUCUCUGCCCGAGGCUGAGAGUCUGCUCGCCCAGCACGAGAGCAUCAAGAAUGAGGUGGAUAACUAUAAGGAGGACUAUGAGAAGAUGCGGGCAGUUGGUGAGGAGGUGACCCAGGGUCAGACAGAUGCCCAGCACAUGUUCCUGGCACAGAGGCUCCAGGCACUGGACACUGGUUGGCACGAGUUGCGUCGCAUGUGGGAGAACCGGCACAGUCUUCUGGCCCAGGCCUUUGAUUUCCAGAAUUUCUUGAGAGAUGCAAAGCAGGCAGAAGCUUUCCUCAACAGCCAGGAGUACGUGCUGUCCCACACAGAGAUGCCCACCAGUCUGCAGGGAGCCGAGGAGGCCAUCAAGAAGCACGAGGAUUUCCUCACCACCACAGACGCCAGCGAGGAGAAGAUAACUGGUGUGGUGGAAGCCGGACGGCGCCUCAUUAACGACUCGAAUGCAAAUUCUGAUAAGAUCCAGGAAAAAGUCGACUCCAUCCAGGAAAGACAUCUUAAGAAUAAGGAGGCAGCAAACGAGUUACUGGCCAAGCUCAAGGAUAACCGUGAACUUCAGCACUUCCUCCAAGAUGGACAGGAGCUCACAUUGUGGAUCAAUGAGAAGAUGCUAACUGCACAGGACAUGUCUUAUGAUGAGGCCAGAAAUCUGCACAGCAAGUGGCAGAAACAUCAGGCCUUCAUGGCAGAGCUGGCCUCUAACAAAGACUGGCUGGACAAAAUUGAUAAGGAGGGUCAGGCGCUGGUGGCUGAGAAGCCAGAGCUCAAACCUGUUGUCCAGCAGACCCUUGAGGACCUGCAGCGUCAGUGGGAUGAGCUGGAGGGCACCACGCGCACCAAGGCCCAGUGUUUGUUCGACGCUAACCGGGCGGAGCUCUUCACACAGAGCUGUUCGGCUCUGGAUGUCUGGCUGAAAAACCUCGAGGGCCAGCUGCACAGUGACGACUACGGCAAAGAUUUGACCAGCGUCAACAUUCUGCUUCAAAAGCACCAGAUGCUGGAGCACCAGAUGGAGGUCAGAGAGAAGGAGGUAGAGUCCCUUCAGUCUCAGGCACUGGCUCUGACCCAGGAGGACGCGGGAGUGGCGGAGGUAGACGGCCAGCAGAGACGAGUCACUGACAACUUCUCCGGCCUUCAGGAUCCACUGAAACUGAGGAGGCAGCGACUCCUCGCCUCUAAAGAAGCACAUCAGUUCAACCGAGAUCUGGAGGAUGAAAUUCUUUGGGUACGAGAGAGGAUGCCCCUUGCAACAUCCACAGACCACGGGAAAGAUCUGCCAACUGUACAGCUUGUAAUUAAGAAGAACCAGACGCUGCAGAAAGAGAUCCAGGGCCACCAGCCUCGCAUCGACGACAUCCACAGACGAGGCAUGACUCAGAGCCAGGUGGACGGCGAGAGACAGUCCGUCCUGGAGGAGCGUCUUGUUGAAUUGCGGGACCUCUGGGACCAACUGAUUGCGGAGACAGACAAGCGUCACGCCCGUCUCAUUGAAGCCAACCGCGCCCAGCAGUUUUAUGCUGACGCAGCGGAGGCAGAGGCCUGGAUGGGUGAGCAAGAGCUGCACAUGAUGUCAGAGGAAAAAGCUAAGGACGAGCAAAGCGCACUAGUGAUGGUCAAGAAGCACCAGACGCUGGAACAGGCACUUGAAGACUACGCACAAACCAUUCACCAACUGGCUAACAGCAGCCGACUCAUGGUCACCAGUGAACACCCGGAGAGCGAGAGAAUCACCUUACGGCAGGCCCAGGUUGACAAGCUUUACGCAGGGUUAAAAGACCUGGCUGAGGAGCGCCGUGGGCGGCUCCAGGAGAGACUGCGGCUGACCCAGCUGAAGCGGGAGGUGGAUGACCUGGAACAGUGGAUCGCAGAAAGGGAGGUGGUUGCCGGCUCCCACGAACUAGGACAGGACUAUGAACACGUCACUAUGCUUAGGGACAAGUUCCGGGAGUUUGCUCGUGACACCAGCACCAUCGGCCAAGAGCGUGUGGAUGGUGUCAAUGGGCUGGCAGAUGACCUGAUUGAGUCGGGUCAUCCUGAGAACGCCAGCGUGGCUGAGUGGAAAGACGGGUUAAAUGAGGCCUGGGCUGAUCUUCUAGAGCUGAUUGACACGCGCACACAAAUGUUAGCCGCCUCCUAUGAGCUGCACCGCUUCCAUCAGGAUGCCAUGGAGGUGCUUGGACGCGUUAAGGAGAAGAAGGACGGGCUACCUUCUGACCUUGGGCGCGAUCUUAACACCGUUCAGCAUCUACACAGACAGCACAACACAUUCGAAAAUGACAUCCAGGCCCUCAGUGGACAGGUGAACCAGGUACAAGACGAUGCCGCGCGGCUGCAGAAAGCUUAUGCCGGGGAGAAAGCUGAUGACAUUAACAGGAGUGAACAUGCCGUCACCUCUGCCUGGGAGGGUCUGCUAGAGGCUGGAACAGCUCGCAGGCUCCUCCUGCUGGACACUGUUGAGAAGUUCCGCUUCUUCAACAUGGUGCGGGAUCUGAUGCUCUGGAUGGACGGGAUCAACCUGCAGAUUGACGCACAUGAUAGCCCCAGGGAUGUUUCUUCUGCAGGGUUAGUCAUUAACAAUCAUCAAGACAUCAAGUCAGAGAUUGACACCAGAGCAGACAGCUUCACCGCCUGCAAUGAGAUGGGAAAUACCCUCAUCAACAAUAAUCACUAUGCAGCGGAUGAGAUCCGAGAGAAACUGACCCAACUCCAAGAAAAGAGGGACAGGAUCAACAAAAACUGGCAAGACAAGAUGGAUCAUUUACAAAUUGUGCUGGAGGUGUUGCAGUUUGGACGUGACGCCUAUGUGGCGGAGUCCUGGUUGGCGGGUCAGGAACCUCUGGUGCGAGCGGCUGAGCUGGGUGGCAAUGUGGAUGAGGUAGAGAGUCUAAUAAAGCGCCACGAGGCCUUUGAGAAACUUGCCGCAGCCUGGGAAGACCGCUUUGUGCUGCUGGAGAAACUCACCACACUGGAGGAGCAUGAGAUCCAAAGGAGGCGAGAGGAGGAGGAGAGAGCCCGGCGACCCCCUACACCGCCCCCAGCUGAAGAAGUCGCACAGACCGAGACAGAAAGUCACGUUCACGAUUCUGCAGCCAGAACCAGUCUGGACCAGACCACGCUCAAUCAGUCGGUCUCAGUGAAUGGAGUUCACAGCGACAACGACACGUCACAGCAGUCAUUAUCGCUAUCGUUGUCAGUGGGAAAGAAAUCAGAGCCUAAACGUGUGUGUAAGCCAAAGCAGCCGGAGCGUGGCUCGGAGACGGAUUCUGUGAACGGACCAGGUAGAGACAGCGGGCUGGCUUCUUCACGCCUUGAACCGUCCGCCACGUUACCGAGCAGGGGCGGAGCAGAGUCUGAACCUGAAACCAUGGAGGGGAUGCUUUAUCGAAAACAGGAGAUGGAGUCUCACAGCAAAAAGGCAGCUACCAGGUCCUGGCAGAAUGUGUACUGUGUCUUAAGAAAAGGAAGUCUUGGUUUUUAUAAAGACAACAGGAGCGCUAGCAACGGCAUUCCAUACCAUGGAGAAGUACCCAUCAGCCUCGGGGAGGCGGUGUGUGAGGUUGCCCAUGACUAUAAGAAGAGGAAACAUGUAUUCAAGCUCAGGCUAGGAGAUGGAAAAGAGUACCUGUUCCAAGCAAAGGAUGAGGCGGAAAUGAGCUCCUGGAUCCGAUCCAUCCUUGGCUCCAUACCAGCGGGAGCAGGAGACUCGCCCGGAGGUCCACGGGCGCUCAGUCGUGCCAUGACGAUGCCCCCCAUCUCCCCCAGCUCAGGUGAUGCAGGAGGAGGAGUUACCAUGCGCAACAAAGACGGGAAAGACAGAGAUCGCGAGAAGAGGUUCAGCUUCUUUGGCAAGAAAAAAUAGAACACUUGUUAAAUCAUCGAUGGACGCUACAUCAUGUCAAAAUUUCAAAGAACUGAAGCAGGCAGAAAGUAAUUGCAAACAGGUCCCACAAACACACUGCUCUCAGCGCAGGCCCCCCGAGGAAUUUGUCGACAGCUGCUGUAUGUGGCUUACAGAGAACUUUUUCUUUCUUUUCUUUCUCUUUGAUUCUCUCCCUCGCCAGUUUUAUCUGUUAAGUUUCUUUUUCCUUCAACAAAUGCAUUUAUCACAAAAAUCUGCACACGACACCCUCAUCCAGUUUCGGCUGAAUAGCAGAACUCUUCACUCUGUCAGUAACAAGUGCGGCUGGCAUUAGCAGGGACCCAGACCUGGUUCAAAUCCACCAAAAAUGUCUUCUUUCAGCAUGAAUAAUUUCAGUGUGUCUUUGCUAGCUGAGCCGUUUAGAGGACUUUCGCUGAGAAAUGAAUGGUUGCUUUCUGCUGUGGAGCACGCUGGUUUUAUUUCUCCUCUUCCAAUCGUUCUCUCUUUGAAAAGGAUCACAUCAGUCUCUCUUUCCGUUCUUUGUAUUGAUGUUAUUAACCUGACCGAUAUUAUUGCUGUUAUUAUUAUUAUUAUUAUUAUUAUUAUUAUUAUUUAUCUUGCUGGUUUGAAAAACGGACUAAUUCAUAUGACAAUAGAUAAUCUUGAUUCAUGUUGUGGAGAGAAACAACUUUGGUUCAACUAGUGGAGAAUGUUGGGUUUUCCCCUUUGUAUGUAUUAUUAUUAUUCUUUUUUAGGAAUGAGUUUAUGAGGUGUUCUGAGAAAAAUAAAGCUCAAUAAAUUUUAGCUGUUUGCAGUAAGUGAUCACAAGUGAAAUUGGGAAAAUGAUAUAUAUAUUUAAUAAGUGGUUUUAUUUUUUAUUUGAUUGUUUUCUUGCCUGUACCUGAUUAUUUCUUUUGAGUGAUCUUUUCUGCUUGAUUUUCAGUUUUCUUUUUUUUUCUGUACAAAGCAGAGAAGAUUAGUUUUCUAGUGUGUGUGUGCGUGACUGCGUGUGUGUGUGCGUGUGUGUGUGUGUGUGUGAGUUGUGGUGCUGUGGAUUUUGCACGUUUAUGUUAUUGAUCAAACGUGGCCAGAUGAAUGCUGCUUUUAGCUCCGUUGACAAAAAGCCAGGCACAAGCGCAGACAAAUUUGACGAGAAUGAUUUCAUAAAGUUAGAUUUUCGUUGCUUUUUGGGUUUUUAUUAUAUGUAAGCUGACAUUACCAAUGAAGUUCAUCAAGACAGUUCCAUUAUUUCUGUUUUUAAGUCUUCUAACUUGCUGUUCUUUCUCUACUGGUGUGAAGGCAUGGGGGACAAUUUGUAGACAAAAAGCUGAAGCACAUUUUCUGUGGCAGUCCACAGACUGGGAGCAGGACAGACGGACAGCUGACGGGUGUCAUUGCAGGUGAAAGGAGAGGCAUGUAGAAGUGAGAUUGGAUAGGCAGUGAAGAUUUGCGCGUAAUGUGCUACCGGACGGACAGAGGUGUACUGAGCCUUACUUGAACCCACUACAGAUACACUGAACCCUUUUUUACAAGCCCAUCCUCCAUUGAGACAGUCCUAAAGGAAGCCUUUGUAGUACUAAGAGGAGUGUUCAAAAUGUGCCCUGUGGCAAUGAUCUAAUGUAUGUCAGUGGAUUAUAUAUGCAGGUACAAUAAAAAUCAACAGUAAAACCUCUGCUUUCUGGCGUUUGCAGAGAUGGAAAAGUCCUAAAUCGUCUCUUAGAUGAGCUACGAGCUCUUGAGUAUAUGGCAUGACUUCAUGUAGGUUUAUUCUUGUAUGUGUCUCAUCAUUGCCGUCGAUUCUCCUCUGUGUCCAUGUGCUCUGAAAACACGAGAUCGCUUCAUAAUCAGGGCCGGAGAGCAAUUAAUCACAUGUAAUUGGCAUUUAUAAUCAAAAACCAUGAUAAUGGCAAUCAAAUAUAGUAAAUGUUAAUAAGUGAUAGGUGUCAACUAGUUUCCUAAAUGACUGUACACGUUUAAACUAAAAAAAUAAAUGAACAGUAUACUGUGAGACUGUAGGCAGUAGUGCAUUUUAUAUAAAUAACUUGAGACCAUUAGAUGGGUUGUUCAUUGUUAAUAAGUCAGCCACUUAAUUUGCCUUUUCUAACUGCCAAAAUGCAACAGAAAGUAACAGGGGAACAACUGAGUUUAACAGCUUAAUGGAUAAUCUUUCAAGGAGGUUGCAACUUAUCAAUAAAUAUUCUUUUUUUUUUUUUUUUUUUUUAAUCUUGAGAGAAACUCUUUAAAGCCGAAUAUACCACAGGAAUGUCGCACUAAACUGAAACUGCUGGAAGCAAAACUUGUAUUAGGUUGCAGUUUCAACAGGUUGGCCUUAUUUUCCAGUCCCAAAAUGAAUGUGGAACCAGUGGUCGAAAAGCUCAAAUCCAAGAUCCUCCAAGUCAGGGACGAGAGAUACCAGAACAUCCACCUAGUGACUAUUGAAAGAGUUCAGUCAAGUUGGCCACACAUGGUCAGAAACUUUAUCAAACUGACCGCCUUGUAUCUGUCAGACUUUGAGUCUUAGCUGUAUGAUAGCAGCCUACAGCGUGGUUACCGAGUAAAUAAGGUCAUUGCAUACAUAAGUGAGCCGAUGCAGCUAGCAUACAUUGUGCAGAAUUUGAAGGAGGAGUCAUUCUUCCCCAGUGUCGGAGCUGGUUUUAGUGAAUAUUGCUACCUUUUCUCUACUCUGGACGUCGAACGCAGCCUAUAGUUGGUGUUCGGGAGUCUAAAGGUCGCACAGUGUAUUUUCUUAUCAGCUGAUUUGAAUGUGAAUGAUUCAAAUUAGUUUGGCCAAAUUGGUCAUGUGAAGCAAAAACAUUUCUCUCAUACAGUACUUGACAUACUACACAUGAGCUGUCUCUCUCUCUCUUUCACACAAACGGCCACAUGAAUACAGUACUGUGUAUUUAAUGCAGAGCGACCCUGCUGAUCCCGGCUGUGAUUCGAUGUUGCAUACUGCAUCCUUUUUCAAAUGGCAUUGUGCUACAGGUGAGCUUUGACCACAACAUGGAAAGUGUGUAUUAUUGAUGUCAAAGAGAUGAGUUUUUGGUUAAGACAGUACUUGUAACUAUGGAGUACUUAAUGAAGAAAAAAAAACAACUUUUACUUGUUAAGUAUUAGAUAUGAGUGAAACAGACUGGUGACAAUUUGAGCUUCCUUUAUUUUUUAGAAGGCAGGAUAUUUGCUGUCUAGUGGGAGCUUGUAUUUUUUCAUCCAGUGGUCUUUCUUGCAGCAUUUGAUAAGCCUGUCCACCUACCUUCAUCUCUCAUUACUUUUGACCAAUGUCUGUUCCUUCCUCUGUAAUUCAGAGUUGUUAAUACCACUACUAUUAUUAAUUGCUAUUAUUACAUUAUUGCUACUGUUGUUACUAUUACUACUACUGUUACUAAUGCAACCUAUUGCAAAACGUGUAACUGCUGUCCAUUUUCAGGUACGUGUCUGUAAUACCAGACCCUUCCACACGAUGUCAGUGUGCUGUGGAGCAUUUUCAUUACAAAUGGAAAAUAAUGUUUGUUGACUUGUGUAUCUACAUCUAAUAUUAGGAAUAAUAAAACGUGGUUUAAUCAAAACGA